AUAUAAUGUAAAACCCGCCCGACAUUGGUUAAACCUCCAUCCGAUUAAUUCCUGAGCAAGGAGCAGAAGAAUCCCCCGAAGCGAAGAAAAGUAUACUUGAAAGCGCGCGGUGGGGUUUGAAGUAGGUAGCAGAAAAAAUGAGCAGGUAAUCGGCGGCGGUGCAUGAACAUCCAACGGCCUUCGCUCCAUCAAAAUUUCUUCAGUGUAAUAUUGGCUAACGCUUUUCGGAGCUACCUUAUUCUAUGGUGUGGGCUUUGUUACCCGUCGAUUCCAUUCCAGGUGAAGACAAGUACUAUAUUUUCACCAAAGGAAGGUACAAGGUGGGUCGAAAAGGUUGUGAUGUUGUCAUUAAUAAAGACAAAGGAGUUUCCCGGAUCCAUGCAGAGAUAGUUGUUGAUGCUAUGGCUUCUUUGGAUCCGGCGCAGAACAAAUAUUCUAACAUGCCCUCUAAAGUUCGCUUAAUAGAUAACUCAAAGUAUGGAACAUUUAUUAAAAGGGAUCUUGCAUCAAAGAUAAAAAUUCAUGAGUUUCCGAAUAAAGAAACAACUUUGGAAGAUGGGGACCUGGUUUCAUUUGGAACUGGUAGUUCAACAUACAGGUUUUGUUUUGUUCCGCUCAUAUUUUUUGCUUGCUGCUUGGAGCCUUCCCAAAUAAGUCCUCAUUUACAAAAGAAAAUUUCAGCAAUUGGUGCAUGUAUUACUCAUACUCUGUGUGCUGAGUGCACUCAUGUGCUCGUUGAUAAGUCCAUGCCAGUGAAGGAAGAUCUCAUUGAUGCUAUUGUGGCUAAGAAACCUUUAGUCCUCGGCGAGUGGAUUGAGUUUGUUGCAGAGAAAAGUAUCCAAAAUGAAAUUCCUAGUUAUAUUUCCUAUCUUCCAACUUUGACACUGGAUAGAGUGCCUGUCAAAAUUGCUGACCCUAAAUGUCGAGAGAACUGCUUGGAAGGAUAUACGUUUCUAUUAGACUUGUCACACAUGUAUAAGUUUGGUGAUAGGCUGCAGUUGUUAUUGGAAGUGGGUGGUGCAAAAGUUCUUUCUGUGGAAAGCUUUUAUUCAAGUGGCCAAGGUUUCGAGGAGGGGGGAAACAAUCGUGUGGUGCGUGUAAUCCCUAUAGGAUCAUCUGACAAGCUUAACUGUAAACUGAGUUCUCCAUCUAGAAUAAAUGAGAUGGAUUUAAUCUUUGCUGUUCUGUCUGGACAUAUGGAUCCUUCUGUGGUGAUAUCACCAUCUAUACUUGUCUCAUCUUCAUGCUCCACCGAUGAGACAGUUGUAGCAGAUUCUGAUGUGGAAGUUGAAACUGUCACAUCAACUCAGAGGACUGUUGCUGUCCACACAGAAGACAUUAAAUAUGAGGCUGAUGUCAAGAUGUCUACACAUAAUACUGCUACCAAAACAGAGACUGAUCACGCCAUAUGCUUCAGAGACAAGAAUGAUGGUAUGAAGGCAACAAAGAUUGAAGAGUCUGAAAGCAGAGAUGCAGAUGUUAUAUACAGUCAAGAUUUAAUCGUGAGAAAUGCUACCUCGCCAGUUUCAUUUCGUUCUACAAUGGACAAUGGGAUCAUCAAUUUUAAAUGCUUUCGAAAGACAAGGACUCCAUCUGGGAAUAGUUUCAACAACCUUAUUCCAUUUUCAAAAUACCCAUACAAAGAUUUUGACUAUGAGAAUGGGGAAGUAUGCGAGUCUAUGGAAGAAGAGAAGAAGCGAAAGCAAAUGGAAGCAAUCGCUGAGGAUUUAUUUAACAAUGAAAAGGGUAAACGUCGUGCUGUAGCUGGUUCUCUUCGUGGGAUUCGUUCUCGUGGCUAACAAAGGUAGGUGGAUUAUGUGUAUUUCAGGUGGUAUGAUGUGACCUGGGAAGGAAGAGUAAAGGAGGUCACUUUUGGCUUGCUUUGGAGUGUUUUGAGAAGAAAUUGACAAUGGAGAAGUUUAAAGUGAAGAUCUUGCUUGUGGUGGUGGUGGUUUGGUGUUUGUAUCAUGUGUAAUGAUUUGGAGGAUGAGGAUGGUAUCCAACUUUGGGAAUUUGAGGAUGGUAUCUCUAUCAUAGGCAUAUAGUAAUGUAAUGGUGGUGGUUUAUAUUGUAAUGACAUAUAGUAGUAUAACCAUGAUAAUGUACUGUAAUUAUGGUGUUUUUGGUUGUUCUAAUGGCACAUUUUGGAAGCAAUAGUCAUUGUUGUUUUGUUCAAAAAAAAAAAAAAUGACAAUGUGGAUGAAUUUUUUUGUUUA
This is a messenger RNA of Malania oleifera, 2216 nucleotides long. Its product is annotated as nibrin homolog. Gene Ontology annotation, cellular component: Mre11 complex. Gene Ontology annotation, molecular function: damaged DNA binding; protein binding. Gene Ontology annotation, biological process: double-strand break repair via homologous recombination; mitotic G2 DNA damage checkpoint signaling. The transcript is spliced from 14 exons. Lineage: Eukaryota; Viridiplantae; Streptophyta; Magnoliopsida; Santalales; Ximeniaceae. The record is from RefSeq and is a predicted model, not a curated record. Bases 243 to 1799 code for a protein of 518 amino acids.